CAGCGACAGGUCGUGGAUGUGAUAUUUGACAAAUCAUGACUUUGACGAGAUAUGCAAUCAUUAUUUUCAGCCUUGCUGGAAUUUUUCUGUCAGCAGUACAAGCACAAAUCGGAAGUUCUCGAGAUUUCCAAGACGAAGAAGCUGUUUUAUUCACGUUUUAUGAUCGAUUAACACAGCAGACAUAUGUUAGAUACUCGCAGGGUGCGGGUGUGGGACUUGGAGGGACGGCAUCGAAUUUCAGUGUUCUCGCAACUGCAAGUGACAAACGUUCCGAAUUUUAUGGUUUGACAACCAGCUACAAGACGAAAGAAAUAUUCUUUCACGAACAUGUAUCUGAAGAACUGAUGGUAUAUGAUGUGUUGGCGGGAGAUAUCAAGAGAGUGGCCAAGUUUAUUACUGGUGGACUGAAAAACAUUGUGUAUGAUUUUGUAACACGGGUCUUGUACUGGACUGAUUCAAUCGAAAAAUCGAUUAUUGCAUUAGAAAAGAAUUAUCGUCACUUAACAAGAAUAUAUCAAACCAAUGAAGUUGGAGCACCUCACGGAUUAGCAAUACAUCAUAUAAAAAGAAAACUAUUUUUUUCUCAAUUUUCCCUGGAUAUUGGAGGAAUUGACAAGUCGAUGAUUGCAAAAUGCGAUUUAGACGGAGGCAACAUAGAAAUAAUAAUGAGAUUUCCGGACACAAUCGGAGCUCUUGCAAUCACGAUUGACAUUGAUGAUGACAAACUGUUCUGGUCCGACAUGAACCUACUUGGUCAAAGUGUGAUUAUGGGUAGCGAUCUCAACGGAAAUAGAAAAAAACAAUUCUUUUCCACUUCUACCGGAAUCAUGGUUGGACUUGCAUACUUUUCGAGAAACUUCUAUGCAACAAAUUCUGGAAGUAGAUCUUCUAGAGUGGCUAGGACCAAAAUUCAUAUUCGUUACAAGGACACAUUUGGCGGAACUGAUCUAAUAACGAGUGCUGUUCCCAGAAAUGUAGCAGGAUACGGACCAACAAAGGCGACCAAAGCACUGAUAAACAACGAAUGCAACAAUAAGUGUGAUCAUAUUUGCUUAGCAUCGGCUAACGGAGGACACGUUUGUAAAUGUUCGCCUGGUUAUAAGCUUACCAAUAGAAACAAGUGUGAAACUGAAAUGUUGGAUGAUGAUUAUUUAAUAUUCUCCGACCUUGGCCAGAAGCGACUCUUUCAGAUGAAGUUAAGCGCAGAUUCUGAAGAUGUUACAGAAUUCAACGCUGUUCCUCUGAGUGAUGCAUAUGAAAUAGCCAUCGUAGCCAAGGCCGUGGAUGCCAGCAACGGGGACGUUGCUUAUUACGAUGGACGAAAUAAAGAGAUACUGUGGAGCAGGAAUUCAAUACCAUUCACGGCAGGGGGAGUGGCUGGAAUGGAAAUUCAUCCAUGUGAAGGAAAGCUAUUCUUUCACACAUUGUCAGGAAUAUAUAGCUGGGCACCUGGAGAUAAAGCAUACAAAUCAUUAUAUCAAUUACCUUUCUUCUCAUCUUCUGAUUUAUUCCAUGUAGCAUUGGAUUUAGCAAGAGGGCAUAUAUAUUGGACCGAAUAUGACGGAUUGGCAAAAAUGGGAAUAGUACGCAGAAGUCUUUUGGAUGGAUCGAAAAAAGAAAUUGUUUUAGAAACGACACAGUACAUGAAGGCGAUCACAGUGGAUCACGAAACUUACACCCUCAACGUAUUUUCAACUGCAAGCCGAAUUCUGUAUUCGCUGCCUUUAAAGAUAAUGGAAAUGAUUCCUUCCAAAGACCCAGAAUAUUAUCAAUAUAAAAAAUACGAUCUUUCAACACAAUUAACCAAUCGAACCAUCGUCAAUGAUAUCUCUGUUUACAACGGGAUGGUGUAUUUAGUUGAUACAGAACACGACUCAAUUCGACGUUUUUCGUUGGUGAGAGGACCGUCAUCAUUAGAGAAUUAUGGUCCAGGUGGAUUCUUCUACGCCAUAGCAAUUAGUUUCUACAGUUCAGAACAUUUCAUGAAACACAUGGUACCUCUACCAAGUUGUCAAAAAUUUCGACCAACAGAAACAACAACAACAACAACUGAAGCAACAACUCCUUCUGCAGCUCCAGCAGUUGGUGGAUCCAACGUAGAUGUUUGUGAUGUAGUUUUGGAUAAAAUAUCAGCGAAAGCAGACAUCAGCACAGCAAUUAAAGUUUACUUGUCCUGUCUUUUCCGGAGCUCGGGUCCAGGUGGAUUGGCAGGAUUAGGACUAGGACGGUAGAAUGAUAUUCGGGAAUGGCGAAUGAUAACAUCAUCCCGCUUAUUUGAUUUCAAUGUUUUAUUUGUGAUCUCAUAUUUCUGUGUUUACUAUGUUUCUUUCUAUUCACGAUCGAAAUAAAUUUGGCAAGGUAACUCAGUUAUAACGAAAAAAAAAACGUUUAUUUAAUUUUUAUGGGGUAAGAUAUAAUAUAGUCUAUUGAACAUACAUUGAAACUAAAAUAUGGUUAGUCUGGAAUGGUCUAUGACGUUAACAAAAUCUGUAAAUUGUUCCUAUUUCCGUUUAAUUAUAGUUACUUGACCCAAUAUAACAAGUAUAAUCAAUUUCUACCAUGUGUCGUCGUGUAUCUAUCACAUCACUUCUUUCC
Styela clava is the source of this 2595-nucleotide messenger RNA. Its product is annotated as low-density lipoprotein receptor-related protein 2-like. Gene Ontology annotation, biological process: nervous system development. NCBI's taxonomy places the organism in Eukaryota, Metazoa, Chordata, Ascidiacea, Stolidobranchia, Styelidae. The record is from RefSeq and is a predicted model, not a curated record.